This is a messenger RNA of Sebastes umbrosus (honeycomb rockfish), 2853 nucleotides long. RefSeq names its product nucleus accumbens associated 1, BEN and BTB (POZ) domain containing b (gene nacc1b). The record is from RefSeq and is a predicted model, not a curated record. Gene Ontology annotation, molecular function: DNA-binding transcription factor activity, RNA polymerase II-specific; RNA polymerase II cis-regulatory region sequence-specific DNA binding; protein binding. The coding region runs from base 368 to 2176 and encodes 602 amino acids. Gene Ontology annotation, biological process: regulation of transcription by RNA polymerase II. Lineage: Eukaryota; Metazoa; Chordata; Actinopteri; Perciformes; Sebastidae. The transcript is spliced from 8 exons.
GGCUCGGCUCUCCUCCUCGAUGAGCUCUGCGCUCUCCUCCUCGCACUGCAAUGUGUGAGUGCGUGCGUGUACAGCAUGUAUGUGUAUUAAACGAGCUGUGUGUGUGUGCGUGCUCUCCCCGGCUGCUGGUUCACAGCUUUUACAGUCACAAUGAAUGGCUGCUGGCUGUGAGCGAGGCGAGGCGGAGAGACACGUUAAACAGAGCCGCUGCUGAUACUCUGCUGCUGGAUGAACCUCCAUUCAAUCACUCUCACAGCGGAACUAACAGCAGCCGAGGGGGUGAGUUUGUUGUGAAGGCACGGCGGCGGGUCAACGAGGACAACGGCUCGGGCUCGAGACGCGACCCUGUGGUGCUGGGCAGAGCGUUAUGGCUCAGACGCUGCAGAUGGCGAUCCCUAACUUUGGCAACAACAUCCUGGAGUGUCUGAACGAACAGCGGCUGCAGGGCCUCUACUGUGAUGUCUCCGUGGUCGUCAAGGGACACGCCUUCAAGGCCCACCGUGCGGUGCUGGCAGCCAGCAGCUCCUACUUCCGGGACCUGUUCAACGCCGGCGGGAAGAGCUCGGUGGUGGAGCUGCCCCCGGCCGUGCAGCCGCAGAGCUUCCAGCAGAUCCUGGCCUUCUGCUACACGGGACGCCUCAGCAUGAACGUUGGAGACCAGUUCCUGCUCAUGUACACUGCUGGCUUCCUCCAGAUCCAACAGAUCAUGGAGAAAGGCACCGAGUUUUUCCUCAAGGUCUCAUCUCCAAGCUGUGACUCCCAGGGUCUCCACACCGAGGAGACCCCCCCCUCCGAGCCUCAGAGCCCCGUCACUCAAACAAUGGGAGGCGGCGGGGUCGGCGUCGUCGCCCCGGCCGCAGGGAGGCCCGCCUCCUGUCUGACGCCCCUCCCACUGGUGUCCAAGGUGAAGACGGAACAGAUGGCCUCCACACCUCAGCCCGCCCCACAGCCGCAGCAGCAGGAGGGCUCUCCCUACUCGGUGGUCUGCACCCCUGUGGCCAAGCGGCUGUGGGAGGGGAGCAACCGUGACGGCGGGGGGAUUGGAGGAGGCGGGGGAGGCGGGAUGAGAAAGGCCGCACGCUACUCUACCUCCUCCUCUUCGUCCUCCUCCUCCAACAACAAUACUAACCAGGAUGCCUCUGGGCGCGGACAGGCAGCCAAUGCUGCCAUGCUGGGCGGCGGCGGGGGCGUUGCCACUUCGAUGGGAGGAGCCGGACUCAACAGUAACCACAACAACAAUAACACCAACGGCGGGACCCCCGAAGGCACCAGCCCGGGCACACUGAGCAUGUACACCAGCGACUCGCCGAUCAGUUACCACGACGACGACGAGGAGGAGGACGUAGCGGACGAGAGCGCCGAGGAGCAGUACAGACAGAUCUGCAACAUGUACACCAUGUACAGCAUGCUGAACGCCGGAGCGGCAGCCCAUCAUCCUCCCUCCUCAGUGGUCGGGGAGCGGGUGGAGGCCCUUCCGGACCUGGCCCCGGACUCGGGUGGCGGGCGGGGGGGCAGAGGAGCGCGGUCCCGGCAGGACCUGGCGUCGCUGCCCGCCGAGCUCAUCAGCCAGAUCGGGAACCGCUGCCACCCGAAGAUGUACGAGGAGGGCGACCCGGCCGAGAAGCUGGAGCUGGUGAGCGGCACCUCCGUGUUCAUCUCCCGCGCCCAGCUCAUGAACUGCCACGUCAGCGCCGGCACACGCCACAAAGUGCUGCUCAGACGCCUGCUGGCCGCAUUCUUUGACAGGAGCACUCUGGCUAACAGCUGUGGAACCGGCAUCCGCUCUUCAACCAACGACCCCAGCCGUAAACCCCUGGACAACCGAGUGCUGCACGCUGUUAAAUUUUACUGCCAGAACUUUGCGCCGAGCUUCAAAGAGAGCGAGAUGAACGCCAUCGCGGCCGACAUGUGCACCAACGCCCGCCGCGUCGUCCGCAAGAGCUGGAUCCCCAAGCUCAAACUGCUGAUGGCCGACAGUGACGCCUACUCCGCCUUCCUGGCCGACAGCGUGAAGAUGGAGGCCGACGCGCUGGGGGCGGAGCAAGGCUUUGACCCCGCCUCGCUGGAAGCGGUGGCGGCGGCGGCAGCGGCCGCCAACCAUAACGAAGCGGGAGGCGGAGCCACGCAAGCGGACGCCCUCCAGGGGGCGGGAGGAGACGGCAGCACUUUGUUUUGAGUGAGUGAACGGACAGAUAGAUGAGUGGACAGAUGGACUGAUUGAUGGAGGGAGGGGUGCCAUUUCUCUGGCGUGGAGGGGGGGGGUGAGUAGAGAACGGUGGCCGCUGUAGUCGUGAUGACACUCCUCCCCUCGCCGCCAUGUGUUUGGGGAUCUAUUUCUUCUGUUACACCUCUUUCGGUCAGUUUGUUCUGCUUCCCCUCCUUCGUUUGUCCACAUUUGUCUCUCUCAGCGGCCCAGAAUGCCUCACUCUGGGUCGUCCCUCCUUCCUGUUCUGGUGGAGAGAGAUGGAAAGACAAGAGAGAAAGGUAGCAGAGAGAAGAGGUUGACCCCCCCCCCCCUCCACACACACACACACACACACACACACACACACACACACACACACACACACACCCCUCUUCAUCCCUCUGCAACCUUUCAGUUGUUUCAGCCUUUAUUUUUUUAUGUUUUUAAAAGUGUCCCUUUUCUUACCAUAGUCAAUCAGACAUUCCCUGGGGAUGGGGGGGUGGGAUGUGGGGGGGUGGUCCUGUUUGGAGAAAGUGAUAUUUCCUUCCCCAAAUUCCGGUAACACUGUUGUUUUUUGAUAUUGAAUGUAUGCGUGGCGAAGCAUCCGAACCGCAGCGUUGUCAGUCAGAGGAGGUUGAGCUUGUACAUUUAGUUUUUUUUGCUUUAUU